Molecule: messenger RNA, 3093 nt
Organism: Botrytis sinoallii
Lineage: Eukaryota; Fungi; Ascomycota; Leotiomycetes; Helotiales; Sclerotiniaceae
Exons: 3
Coding region: 1-3093 (1030 amino acids)
Molecular function (GO): protein binding
Source: RefSeq, a predicted model, not a curated record
AUGCCUCAAUACAAUUAUUCUACAAACCCACUGGACUCUGACAGUAUUCGUUUGCUCGCUUUAAUGCCAAGCAAAGACCAAACCGCUCGAAUACAAUGCCAACUUCAUAAUUAUUCUCUUCGAGAAUCGGAUAGAGGGAUUCAUCUUUAUGAAGCUUUAUCCUACGUCUGGGGUAGUCCGGACAAGCCUAAAGUUGUCCUUAUAAACGAGAAUUCUCUACCUGUUACAACAAAUCUUUACACAGCACUGCUACAUCUUCGAGAUCGCACCUUCGAAAGAAUUAUUUGGGUGGAUUCGAUUUGUAUCAAUCAAAAAGACGACACAGAGAAGAGUCAACAGAUUCAAUUAAUGGCGAAGAUCUUUGGUCAAGCGAAUCGCGUAAUUGUUUUUCUUGGCGAAGCAGCAGAUGAUAGCAAUCAAGCGCUCGAAUGUAUACGUUUUGCUGCAGAAGGUGAAUCCUCGAGAGAUGAAUCCCCAGAAGGUGAAUUUUCAGAUGAUGAAUUUUCAGAAGAUGAAUCUCUGGAUCAGGGAAUCAAUGAAGUGAAUCAGAGGGGAAUUUUUGAACUGCUUGAACGACCAUGGUUUCGACGGAUCUGGGUUCUUCAAGAGGUUGGCUUCGCUCAACAAAUCCUGAUAAUGUGUGGCUCUGCAACAAUAGACGGGUAUACCUUCAGCACAGGCUUCAGCCAGCUUUUUUACAACCGUCACUCAGACUUGCUAGAUCUGAUCCGUCCAGUGAUUUACCUAAUAAGAGGAGCGAUCUUCCGACCAAAAUAUGAGAUUAGGUCAUCAGGCGCACUUUCUCUGGGCUCGCUGGUGGAUAUGUACCAUACUCGUAUGGCCACUAACCGCCACGAUAAGGUAUAUGCCUUGCUUAGCAUGAGUUCUGAUAGUCCUAAUCUAGCAGGCUUGUCGCCUGACUAUAAGAUUACAUGGUCCGCACUAUUGAAGCGACUUGUUCAAUUUGUGCUCUCCAAAAAAGUAUUUGUAAAGACUUGGGAGAGCAAGGAAAUGGUACUAAUUGAGAGCAAGGGCUAUGUCCUUGGGCAUGUGAUUUCAAUAGAUGUUGAUAGUACUAGGUACGAGAGACAGUGUAUAAAUAUCAAGUUGAACAGUCAGCCAAAAUCCGUGCACUACGACAAGAAGUACAGUACUCGUUGGUUUCUCCAGGCUUCAGCGAAAUCUAUCCGACAAGGCGAUCUCGUUUGCCUUUUGCAAGGGGCUUUAAAGCCGUCUAUCAUUAGAGCAUACAAGGAUCAUUUUACUAUCAUUGUAAUUGCGGUCACCUUGCAAGAACACACGCGAAAAAAGAGAGGACAUGUUAAAUCUAGACAUACCUUGGCUUCGAGACAGGAAUCCCCGCGUGAUUUUCUACUCAUCUGGAACUGGGAGCAAGUUCCAGACAAUUUUCAAAGUCAAGAAGAAUACGAAGGUACAAUUGAGAGGUAUACCUCAAUACCAGAGUAUCUAAAGACAGAUACACACAGAGCACUCAAUUCAAUCAAUGUAGCAGUUGCCUUGGCAGACACAAAAAACUACGAAUACGCAAAAGAUAUACUUCAAAGACAGAUCAAGAACUACGAGGGAAAGCUUGGAAGAGAAAGUCUACAUAUAUUAGCAUUGAAAGAAAGCCUUGCAUGGAUGUAUUAUCACCAGGGUGAUGUGAUGAAAGCGGAGCCUUUCUUCAUGCAGGUAAUACAGAUAAGAAAAAGUUUACAGGGGGAAGAUCAUCGAGAUACAUUGAGAAGUAUAGCAAAGCUAGGAUUAGUCUAUAUGAAAGAACAAGGCUGGAGCAUGGAAAGGCGACAUAUGAUAACAAUAUUGAGUAAAAUCGAAAAAAAUAUUCAAAUGAGUGAGGAGGACAUGAUAGAAGUUGGAAAGUCGAGUAAUCAGAAAAUGAUGAAACUUGUAUUGGAUCAGGAAAAAAAGAAUCUUAAAAUUACGGAAGAUGUGAUGGAGGCAGUAGUGGGAAAUCAUGAUAGUGGUUAUGAGGUUAUGGAACUUCUAUUGGCUCAAGGAAAAGAAAAUGUUAAAGUUACAGAAAAUCUGGUGAAGGCUGUAGCAAAAAAUGGGCAGAAUGGCUAUGAGAUUAUGAAACUAUUGUUUGAGAAACGAGGCGAGGAGAUAACAAUCACUACACAAAUACUGAAUGAUGUGGUUGAUAACGAGGCAAAUGGGUAUCAAAUUAUGAAACUUUUAUUGGAGAAUGGAUAUAAAGAAAUAUCAAUCACUCAAGAAAUAGUCAAGAUUGCACUAGAGAAUCCAAGCUGUGGAUAUGAGAUUAUAAUGCUUUUAUUUGAGAAACGAGGCAAAGAAAUCACAAUCACUGAAGAUUUGGUGACAGCUGUAGCGGGGAGUCGGUGGAGUGGAUAUAAAAUUAUGGAGUUUUUUUUGGAGAAACGAGGCGGAGAAACAAUAAUCACUGACAAGGUGAUAAAGGCUGCAGCAGGGAAUUGGGGUCAUGGGUAUGAUGUUUGGAAGCGUUUGUGUCAAAAACGAGGCGAAGAAACAAUAAUCAUCGACGAGAUGGUGAAGACUGCAGUGGGGAAUUGGAGUGAUGGAUAUAAGAUUUUGAAGCUUUUGUUUCAGAAACGAAGCAAAGAAACAAUAAUCACUGAUGAGGUGGUGAAGAUUGCAGUAAGCAACUGGGGUAAUGGAUAUGAAAUUUUGAAGCUUUUGUUCCAGGAACGAGAGGCUGUAGCAAAAAAUGGGUUUAGCGGGCAGGAGAUUAUGAUAAUUCUACUUGAGGAACGAGGGGGAGAAGUGACAAUUCCUGAAAAGGUAGUUGUGAUAAUUGCCGGCAAAUUCGGAAAGAAAGCUGUGGAGCUUAUGCUCGAGAAACAAAGAGAAAAAGUAGUUAUUACUGAAGAGGUAAUGAAGGCUGCAGCAGGAAAUCCUCAUUAUGGGAAAGAGGUAAUAAAGUUUUUAUUGCAGAAAAGAGGGGAAGAGAUAAUAAUUACGGAACAAAUAUUAGAAGUUGCGGAAAGACGUUCUCGUUUGACAGAAGAAGUGAUGGAGUUAUUGUUGAAGCAUCAGGCAACUAAUGUCAUGAUUCCAGAGAAGACGAUCAAGGGCGCCAUUACAGAUGAGUAG